AUGACUACUUCCUCCGCUUUCCUCCUCCCUACUUCUACUCCUUCCACCGCUUUUCUUCGCCGCCACUCUCGGCUUUCCUCUAAGCUCCACCACCGUUUUCCCCGAUUUUUGGAUAAUUCCAGGAGGACUGAAGUAUCCAUUGAUACAUCAGAAGCAGACAAACUCGUUGAUAAGAUUGAUUUUGGUGAAUUAUGCAAUGAGUUUGAGUGCACAAGUAGCCCGCAGGUCGAAUCCACAGCCAGACAACUUGCUCGUGACAUUCUUGAACUAAGGGAAGGAAAUCGAGCUUUUGCGUGCUAUGCAGUUUCCGUCAGAUAUAAGGAUCCGAUUAGAAGUUUUACAGGUCGUGAGAAGUAUAAAAGACCAAUGUGGAUACCUAAUGGCUUAGAGAAUCCCACGGUGACGAUACAAGAGAUGAUAAUGUUAUCAACAAGCGUCUUGCGUAUUAGAUGGACAGUCAAAGGAAAACCCAAAUCUUUUCUUGCUGCUAUAAGUGGAGAUUUGAUCAUCAAAGUCAAAUCUGAGUUUACUCUUAACCAGAUUAGUGGCCAAGUGAUUGAGCAUGUAGAGUCUUGGGACUCAUCUUCAUCAUCACCUAUUGCUGAAGCCUAUUUCUUGACAUCUCGCCGCCUCUUUGCUGCUUCUGAAUCCGCAAAAGACUUGCUCAAUGUCACGAAAGACUUAACAGCCAGUUUCGCUGCUCGAAAAGAAGAUACAGAGAUUUAUCGGGAUCCAACAGAUCCAACAAAGUAUUUCCAGAGAGAUGAUAGCUUGGAGAGAGAUGUAUAUCAGAUUGCAUUGUUUCUAGCCAUUGUCUACUUUGUUGUACAGUUCUUGAGGAACACUCUCUAA
Molecule: messenger RNA, 852 nt
Organism: Microthlaspi erraticum
Lineage: Eukaryota; Viridiplantae; Streptophyta; Magnoliopsida; Brassicales; Brassicaceae
Source: the annotation of a GenBank genome assembly